This is a messenger RNA of Sphaerodactylus townsendi, 3612 nucleotides long. It is a transcript of the gene TOPORS, whose product is annotated as TOP1 binding arginine/serine rich protein, E3 ubiquitin ligase. Gene Ontology annotation, biological process: protein polyubiquitination; protein monoubiquitination. The coding region runs from base 96 to 3101 and encodes 1001 amino acids. The record is from RefSeq and is a predicted model, not a curated record. NCBI's taxonomy places the organism in Eukaryota, Metazoa, Chordata, Lepidosauria, Squamata, Sphaerodactylidae. The transcript is spliced from 2 exons. Gene Ontology annotation, molecular function: metal ion binding; ubiquitin protein ligase activity.
CUUCACUCUUCCGGAUAAGUUGUACAUCCGGCUCCAUCGGGGAGGGCAGCACCCGAAGCCGUCGUUGUUAUUGUUCGGUCGGCCGACCCCUGCCAAUGGGGGAGCCGCGGGAACUGCGCAGCCGAGCUGUUGGCUCCAACAGCCGCCGGCGCCAACGUUCUAAAACGAAUAUGGCACCAGCACCAGAUGACUUCGGAUCAGAUGGCUUUUCACCAAAAUCUGGUAUAAACAAAUUGCAUCAGGCAGCAACAACAGAUUCAUCUCCUGACUCUAAAUGUCCAAUAUGCUUGGACAGUUUUGAAAAUGUGGCCUUUUUGAAUCGUUGUUACCACAGAUUCUGCUUCCGAUGUGUGCAGGAGUGGUCCAAAAAUAAAGCAGAAUGUCCGCUCUGCAAGCAGCCUUUUCGCUCUAUCAUCCAUAGCAUGCGAUCUGAUGAUGAUUUUAAGGAAUAUAUUGUACGACCUUCAGAGAGUGGAUCUUUUGGUAAUCCUGAUGGGAGACGAUUCCGUUACCGGACUACUUUAACAAGGGAACGGCGUACAUCAGUUUUUCCCCGAAGAAAUGCCACAUCACGAAGGACCGUGUCUCCUCCAGACAAUGGGAUAUUGUUUGAAAGCUUAUCAAAUCAGCCACCCAGGCGCAGAGAUGCAGAAAUGCACCAGAUGAUUAGACGUCUCUCGUCACUGCGACAGGCUAACUUGGAAGGCAGAUCUAUGCGACAGAUUCAAGAACAGGAGAUUAUAAACUUUCGGAGGGCUCUGUAUCGCUCUGGUGUGCGUGUUAGAAACAUUGAAGAUGGAGGUCGUUACCGAGACAUAUCUGCUGAAUUUUUUCGCAGGAAUCCUGCCUGCCUUCACAGGCUAGUUCCAUGGUUAAAGCGUGAGUUGACAGUUCUCUUUGGUGCUCAUGGUUCUCUAGUCAAUAUUGUACAACAUAUCAUCAUGAGCAAUGUGACCAGGUAUGAUUUGGAGAGCCAAGCAUUUGUUGAUGAUUUAAAACCUUUUCUGCUGCAUCGCACAGAACACUUUUUGCAUGAGUUUAUUAGCUUUGCUAGAUGUCCUUUUAACAUAGAUGCCUAUGAUCAGCAUGCAAACUAUGAUUGUCCUGCUCCAUCAUAUGAGGAAGGAAGCCGCUCUGACUCCUCCAUCAUUACAAUCUCUCCAGAUGAAGCGGAUUCCCAGGAGCCAGAACAUAGUGUUUUCACGACUGGGAUCAGUCAAGCACCUUGGGAUGAUGAAACACCAGGACCCUCAUACUCCAGUGCAGCAGAGCUAAUGUCUGCCAUGUCAGCCAGUUUGGGCACUUCAGAAAGCUCUGAGGAAGAGACUCCAGCCAAUGCACCUGAGUCACAAAUGCCAUUACCUGCUAGUGUGGAAACCAAUGGUGAUAGUGAUGGCUCCUCUGAUAACUGUGUUAUUGUUGGCUACGUGAAGCCGCUAGCAGAGAGGACACCUGAACUUGUUGAGUUGUCUUCAGAUUCUGAGGGAUCGGUUGAUGAUGCUAAAAGUGAAGAUGUGAGCAAAGUGCUGCCUAUCCAGUAUCACAGUUUCAGCGAUACUAAUGCCAGUGGGAAUGCAUCACCCUGCUCUCUUGGGUCCAGGGAUGGCAGAUCCAGUUAUAAGGACAAUAUGUCCCUGUUAAGUGAGAUGCAGUCCGAAAGGCAUGAAAGGGAUAAAGCUAAAACAAGGGAGUCUACUACCAGGAAUUGGCUACAAAGCUCUGCUGCGAAAAGAGGUGGAGAUGGGGGCGAUGAUGAUGGCGACAACAGAUUGUCCAAAAGAAAGAAGUCUGAAUCCAAUUCACAACAUUCUCACAGCAGAGAACACCAUGGCAUGAAAAGCAAAAGAAAGCAUCGCAGCAUGGAAAAACGGAAAAGGAGACGGGAUUACAGCAGGCACAAGCACAAGAGAGAUAAGAAGAAGUCACGAGACAAGAGUCUAUCUCAGUCUCUAAGUAGUGAGAGCCUUAUGUCCCGAGAUUUAAGCAGAUCCAGAUCCCGGAGCAAUGAGUAUCGGAGAAGACGAUCAAAAAGCAAAGACAGUGAUUAUUACCCAAGAGACAAUUACCAAAGCAAGUACAGAUGGGAAUAUACUUUUUAUAGUACAGAUGCAGGCCGGGAUGGUUAUGAAUACAGGAGGCAGCCUCAGGCCAGAGCUCGCUAUUCAAGGCAGUCUACUAGCCCAGACUACAAAAUGCAGUCUUUCUCUGAGCGUACCGAUAGUCGAAAUCCUAGUGAAAGCCGAUACUACUACUAUGAAAGGCGCAGAUCAAGAAGUCGAUCCAGCAGCAGAUCUAGGACUCUUCCUAUGGGAGCAGAGAGAAUGCGUUCUGAAAAGCCCAGUGGCAAAAGGAAAUAUAAGACUCGCCACUUGGAGAGUGCCCACAGAGGCAGUGAAGAAACAUCUUCUACAAAAGAAGGAAAUGCCCUUCAGAGACCUUUGCCGAAAUACAGGGGCAGUUACAAAAGAAAAGAUAACUUUUUAGAUGUUCUGGAUCCUGAGAGUCACCCCAAAAAGAGGAGGAGAACAUCCAGAAGCCCAAGUGUGGAAAUUGUGUAUGAAGGGAAAGCCACCGAUGCCAGGCAUCAUAAGAGAAAAAGGAAGAGGGGGAAGAGAUCACACAAAAUCCACAUAAGUUCUGCAUUUUCUUCGCCUGUUGUAAUUACAAUUGACAGUGACAGUGAUAAAGAGCCUGAAACCCAGGGGAAUGCUGAAUAUGACAGCAGCUUUUCCUGGAGCCCCACGGUGCCACAGAAAGAGAGAGAGACAGAGUCUCCUUCCUCCCUCUUUGAAAACCAAGACUGUACUUCUGGUAGAGUUGAUGAAAUGGAAAGUGUGGAUAAGGACAGUCAUGUUCCUGCCACUGUGGGAGUUUCACAAGAGGAGAUUUUAGAUGGAGUUCCACAACCACAGGCUGUGCCCAAUGGACAUGCUCCUGCUGUGUCAGCUGAUCAGUCAUUUGACACAGGAAAUCAGCCUAGCAGUGUAGAAGAGGAGCUGUUGAACCCGUUGCCAGCUGCCAAAACAUCUUUGAUAUUCAGACUGUCAAAGAAACUGAUGGAAUAUUCCCGUCGUCGAGACUCACCAGAUCAGAAAGUGUAACUUUUUACGCAAUUGUUUUUAAACAAAAAAAAGCAUUGGGAAAUCUAUAGAUAAGACUUCCUAAAAGGAAAAUGAAAAAAAACCCUUUUUGUUUGUUUGCUAAAGUUUAUGAAAUUUACUUCUGUGCGAAGUAUCUCUCAUCCUUGAAUUUUUGCACUUAAAUCCACAAAUGUUGCUAGUAUUUGCCAUUUCUUUUCAAUUUUUAAGCUACUUGUUAAAUAUUUCCUGUGUUGCAAAACCAUACUGUAGUCUUCCUGUGUAAUAUAAAUCCCCUGACAUGUCACUGUUUUUAAAAUUGUAAAGUUAAAAAAUAAUUUUGAUGGUUGCAUUUUUAAUUCAUAAAAAGGAAAAAAAAUCUGGUUUCAUUUUGCCAUAACCUUGAUUUCUGUAGGUAAUUUUACUCUAGGCCAAUAAGGAUCAAUUAUUCUGUAAAAAAAUUGUUUCAAAUUGCCAGUUGAAAACACAGAUUUCACAAGAGUUUCAAUAAAUUUUUUUCCUGAUGUGUUCUUUA